This is a messenger RNA of Lottia gigantea (owl limpet), 552 nucleotides long. RefSeq lists its product as hypothetical. The transcript has 4 exons. NCBI's taxonomy places the organism in Eukaryota, Metazoa, Mollusca, Gastropoda, Lottiidae. The record is from RefSeq and is a predicted model, not a curated record. Bases 1 to 552 code for a protein of 183 amino acids. Gene Ontology annotation, molecular function: calcium ion binding.
AUGCAGUUAAACUGUUUACAGUCUUUCUGUCAAGGGCUUCGAUUGUAUCCGCUAACAACAUUUAAGAUUAUGGAUGAUGAUGAAAGUCGUUCGUUAGAUUUUAAAGAAUUUAAAAAAGGAAUCUCUGAUUACGGUNUAACAGAAAUUAAAGAAGAAACAGUCCAAGAAUUAUUUACAACUUUUGAUAAAGAUGGAAGUGGAACCAUUGAUUUCGAUGAGUUUUUAGUUCAUUUACGUCCUCCAAUGAGUAACACAAGAAAGAAUUUGAUUCAUCGAGCGUUUACCAAGUUAGAUAAAUCUGGUGAUGGAAUUAUAACGACAGAUGAUUUGAAAGGUGUCUAUAGUGUUAAAAAACAUCCCAAAUAUUUAAAUGGAGAAUGGUCUGAAGAUCAAUGUUUAGGAGAGUUUCUAAAAACUUUUGAUACACAAGACAAAGAUGGCAAAAUUACCUACGAGGAAUUUGAGUUGUACUACGCCGGAGUCAGUGCUUCAAUUGAUCUUGAUUCUUACUUUGAUCUUAUGAUGAGAACAGCUUAUAAAUUAGACAACUAA